Molecule: messenger RNA, 3724 nt
Organism: Xenopus laevis (African clawed frog)
Lineage: Eukaryota; Metazoa; Chordata; Amphibia; Anura; Pipidae
Gene: st6galnac2.L
Product: ST6 (alpha-N-acetyl-neuraminyl-2,3-beta-galactosyl-1,3)-N-acetylgalactosaminide alpha-2,6-sialyltransferase 2 L homeolog
Exons: 10
Coding region: 243-1421 (392 amino acids)
Biological process (GO): protein O-linked glycosylation; glycoprotein biosynthetic process
Cellular component (GO): Golgi membrane
Molecular function (GO): alpha-N-acetylgalactosaminide alpha-2,6-sialyltransferase activity; transferase activity; sialyltransferase activity
Source: RefSeq, a predicted model, not a curated record
CAGUCAGAGCGGAUGGCAUUUAGUAGCAAGUAAGCUCUGCCUGUGAUCUUUGGCUCUUUUCACUGGAGUACAGAGCUAGGCGUGGUGGUACUUUCAUAUGCACAACAAGGGGCUGCACACCUGCCCCCAACAGCCAAGAGAGGGUUGAAACCGAGACACAGCGGAAAGGAAGGAGCUUCUUACUGGAACUGAUUUGGAAAGCCUGAUCCCGGUGUUCCCAGCACACAGCCCCGUAUCCAUCAAUGCGCCCCCGUUGGCUGAGGACUGUGGGGAUCGUGAUCGGCGCCCUGACUCUGUGUUCCCUGUUCUAUGGGCACUACUAUAGCUCGCUACUCAGCGCCGGCAGGACCCCUCGGGAAAGUGUAGGUUAUGACCUUCCAAGUAAGGGCUUGGAGUGGAUCCCAGCUGUUCCACAUGGACAGAAAAGUUUUUCACUCAGGAACCAGGAGCAGACUUUGAGAGUGCAGAGACCAACUAAGGAGCAGGUACCCCUCACCUGUCCAACAUCGCUACAGCUCCGGGUAAAGAAUGAUUCCUAUUUCAAGACACUCUUUAACUUUGAGGUUCCGCUGCUGUUGUGGAACAGUCACUUGACAGAGAGUAACUGGCAAACCCUGAGCAAGAGGCCAGUUCCCUACGGCUGGAAAGAUCUUCCCCGGGAAGAUGUGGCCUCCACGCUCAAGCUGCUCAAUGACUCUUUACACCGGGCCAUGUUCGAGAGGCAGGCCCCCCAAAAGUGCAUCCGCUGUGCUGUGGUGGGGAAUGGGGGCAUCCUGAACGGAUCCAAAAUGGGAAAAGAGAUUGAUGGGCAUGAUUAUGUAUUCAGGUUGAAUGGGGCUGUCAUAAAGGGAUUCGAGAAAGAUGUUGGCACGAAGACGUCAUUUUAUGGUUUCACCGUCAACACCAUGAAGAAUUCUCUGAUAUCUUACAAUGAGUAUGGCUUUACCCAGACGCCGAAAGGGGAGGAUCUUCGAUACAUCUUCAUUCCCUCUGACCUGCGUGAUUAUGUCAUGUUGCGCUCUGGAAUCUUGGGAGUCAAGGUGCCCAGUGGAUAUGACAAAGGGGAUAAACCCUCUAAAUACUUUGGACCCAAACCUUCUUCCAAGAAGUUCAAAAUGUUGCACCCAGAUUUCCUGAUAUAUACAAGGGAUAGAUUCUUGAAGUCAGACUUAUUAAACACAGAGUACGCCAACUUGUAUAUGCCAAGUACUGGGGGACUUAUGCUACUGACUGCUCUGCACAGCUGUGACCAGGUGAGCGCCUAUGGUUUCAUCACUCCAGAUUACAAUCGCUAUUCAGACCACUAUUAUGAGCGGCAGAAGGUGCCCCUCGAAUUCUACGCCAAUCACGACAUGAUUAUGGAAAUGCAGCUGUGGGGCAGACUGCAUGACAGAGGGAUCAUCAAAUUGUACAAGAGAUGAGGAAAGUUCAUUCCGUAUAGUGUUUCAGCCCCCAUAGCAACUGUGGUGCAGAGCAUCCGACAAGAUAAAAUACCUCUUGUUAGAACACUGGAAAUGGGAGGGUGGGCAGGACUUUUCAUGGUUGGACCAUUAUGUCAACAUGUGUGGUUCCCUUACAGAUGGAAAAAUGGCCUCAAGUUGAACAACUGGGUUAUGAGGGGCCCUCUGAGAGGUUGAGUUGUUUAACCAUGAUUCAUUUAUAUUUUAAGUGGCCUUAUAGACAUUAAAAUUGUUUCUCUACGGCAAAAAGACUUCUGGAUGCAGCCUGGUGAAAAUUUAAGGCUGUACCUAUCACAACUCACCCUGCAUUGCCUUUACUGGAGUGUAAGCACUUGGGUACAUUGUACAGACACUUGCACUAACUGAUACAAUGUGAACUGCUUUUGGUCAUUGAAGAUGCAGAAUAACCUUUUUACUGUGACUGUAGUAUUUCUAUGUCAUGAGGAAACUUUUUACAAGUCAGAUUUUAGCAGCUGUAACUAUUUGUAACAUUUGUAUGUUUAAUUUGAUAGGGGGGAUUUAUUGCAAAUUUGUUAUUCUCCCUUAGAAUUACAGGUGAGGUAUCAUUUUAGAAUGAUUUUUUUCUAAUUAUUUAAACAUUUAAUUUAAUAUAGACAGUGAUUCUAAGACAAUCUGCAACUGUUUAUAAUUUUUUUGGCUUUGAGUUAUUUGGUAUUUUAUUGAGCAGCUCACUCUCUGGUUGCUAGGGUCCCAUUUUUCACUAGCAACCAAGCAACCCGAGUGAUAGUUCUUUGGUUGACGGGGGUCAAUGACCUGCAUAAGAAAAAUGUAAAGAGGUAGGCAGAUAAUUCAAAAGGUCAAAUGAAGAGUUGGUAAGAAAGGAAAUUCUAUAACAAUCUAAAGCAUAACAGAAAGCUUAAAUGCCCCUUUAAAGUUUGUACAUGGGCAUAAUAAAAAAAAAACAUUAGUUUAAUCUGAAACAGUGAAUAUGUCCUUUAAAUAUCCUUAAAGUGAUACUGACACUAAAAAUGUUCUUUUCGAAAUAUUAAUCGACAUUAAAACAUAUCGGUCAUGUUGAUCGUUUUUUGCUGAUAGUUCUACUUUUGUAAGUAGUUAUUGCUUGAAGUUCCUAAACCUGACUGUUUUGCCAAUCUGACUGUCCCUUCUCAGUCUGUCAGUUAAGAAUUUCUUAUGUUAAUGGACUCCUGCUGCGCAAAUAUGGCAGCCCCCUCAUAGAGGAACAUGAGAGGUAAGAAAGGUAAUGUAAAAGCAUCAGGCAAAUACUUUUAUGGCAAAAUUAUAAAUAGCAUUCAAAGAUAAAGUUUUGAUGUAUAUAAAAAAAAGGUUAUUUUCUGGUGUCAGUAUCUCUUAAAGCAAGAUAAGAGUCCUGUAAUCUGUAUGUAGCAAAAAAGGGUAAGAGACAGCUGCUGGUUACUAAGGGGGCCAUACACAGCCAGAUCUACAAGGGGCUUUAUGGAGACCUGAUUUUCUCCAGAUUAAUACCUGACCAAUUUUCACCCAAAUAUCUGUUAGGCAGGCUGUUGGUGGGCCCCAUACACAGGCCAAUAAGGAUGGUCGCCAAAUGUGCGGAUCUCUCCCCUAUAUGGCCACCUUGAGGUAGGCAACAUCAUGCUGAUUCGAUCAUGGGCCCUAGGGUCCAACAAUCAGAUCAUAACGGGGAGAAAACAGGCGGUCAGAUUGGGGACCGAAUCAAUGAACCGAUGAGGUCCAUGAUCUGAAGCCUGCCCGAUUGACAUCUGCCUUAUUUUGGCCAGAUAAUGAUCGUGGAAGCCCUUCGGAGGGCCCCAUACACUGGGUGACUCAAUCUGUCGGCAGUAGUGAUAGGCGAAUUUCUCUCCAUUUCCCGCGAAACGGCGAAAAAUGUUGACAAUUCUGAUGCCCAAUUAUCUUUGGCGUCAAAUAUAUUUUGACGCAGGCGAAUUUAUUCGCUGGCAGCGAAACAUGGAAAUUCGCCGCAAAUUCGCACCUGGCAAAUAAAUUCGCCCCUAUCUAGUCAGCAGCUUAUAUCUGCCCGUGUAUGAAGGCCCUAAAUUGUUGACCUGGUAACAAUCGGCCCGUGUAUGGCCACCUUAAGAAGGGUAAACGUCCUGUUUUAACAUAAUAGAAGUGCUGAUGUCAUCACUGUGAUGCCAGUGUUCGGCCGUCUUCUAUUGGCUUGUGCCUUUUUAACCCUUCAGCUGUUAAAGAUAUUGCUUUUUUUCUGCCUAGAAUUAGCUGCUGCCUCAAUUUAAUCUGUUUCCCAACUGUUUGAAAUGUUGUUUUUAAAUAAAAAGUUGCUUAUA